This is a messenger RNA of Amblyraja radiata (thorny skate), 1594 nucleotides long. RefSeq names its product PDZ domain-containing protein GIPC1-like. Gene Ontology annotation, molecular function: protein binding. NCBI's taxonomy places the organism in Eukaryota, Metazoa, Chordata, Chondrichthyes, Rajiformes, Rajidae. Bases 35 to 1027 code for a protein of 330 amino acids. The transcript has 6 exons. The record is from RefSeq and is a predicted model, not a curated record.
GGUGUAGUAGCUCCAGGGGCCGGGUUGCGGUGCGAUGCCGCUGGGCCGCUGGAGGAAGGCGACGCCGCUGAUGGAGCAGGACGAGGCCGAGGCCGAGGCCCGGGAGCGGUGGCUGGAGGCGGAGAGGCCGCGGGCGGGGGCGGGAGCGGGGGGCAGCGGGCCUACUCUAGCCCCCGGACCGCGGCCUCUCCGGCCCCGCCUCGCCUUCCACACACAGCUGGCCCACGGCAGCGCCACCGGCCGUGUGGAGGGGUUCACCAACGUCAGGGAGUUGUACAACAAACUGGGCCUAGCGCUGGGGCUGGAGCCUGCUGAGAUCAUAUUCUGCACUCUGAACACCCAUAAAGUGGACAUGGACAAACUGCUGGGCGGUCAGAUCGGCCUGGAGGAUUUCAUCUUUGCCCACGUCAAAGGGCAGAAGAAAGAGGUGGAGAUCGUUAAAUCGGAAGACGCUUUGGGACUGACCAUCACUGACAAUGGUGCGGGCUAUGCCUUCAUAAAGAGAAUCAAGGAAGGCAGUCUCAUUGAUCGGAUACAGGCCGUCAAGGUGGGGGAUCUGAUCGAGACCAUCAACGGCAAGAAUGUCAUUGGAUCCCGCCACUUCGAGGUUGCCAAGUUGCUGAAGGGUCUCGUGAAGGGGCAGUUGUUCACUCUGCGUCUCGUCGAGCCCCUGAAGGCUUUCGACAUGAUAAGCCAGCGUUCCAAAGUGGGUAAGUCUGCAUCAAGCGGGCAGAUGGGCACUGGAAAAGGCACACUACGGCUAAGGGCGAAGGGCAUUGCCACCGUGGAGGACGAGCCAUCAGCGUUCGAAGAGAAGGCCAUUGAGAAAGUGGAUGACCUGCUGGAAAAUUACAUGGGAAUCAGAGAUACUGAACUAGCUACUACCAUGGUGGACCUGGGCAAGGACAGGAGGAACCCCGAUGAGUUCGCACAGGCGCUGGAUGAAGAGCUCGGUGACUUUGCCUUUCCCGACGAGUUUGUCUUCGACGUCUGGGGCGCCAUUGGGGACGCGAAGGCAGGCCGGUGAUGAGCAAAGGCCAGUUGCAAAGACUUGACACUCAAUGGAUGCAUCACUGGAAAAUAUUUAUAUAGAGAGAAUAUAUGCUAAUAAUUUUAGACCUUUGGGAGCUGGGUUACUUUUUAUGAACAUUUUUGAACCAUUUUAUACGGUAGCACUGACCAAUAAUAGUUUCUAGUCAACAUCUCUAUUUGGAGGGGAGUCGCUUGUGGCUUUUAGGUGCUAUAUUGUGGUUUGCUGCUGGACUCUGCAAUGUGAAUGCUGACAUUUUGAGAGCAUUUUCCCCCUGACACAAUUAUGCAGAAAGUAAUUUUUAAUAUAUUUUUGCAGGUACAUUAGUGAGAAUCGAUUUUUUUUUGAGGCGGGUUGAGAAAGAGUGGAGGAUAUGGGGAAAACAAAAAACACACUCUAAAGAUGUGAAUUCCGGCCAGGAUUUGCGGGCGGCUGAUUGGGUUCAAACAAUGCUUGUGCCCAGUAAAGGGCCAGUCCCACUUUCACGAGGUAAUUCACAAAUUCUCCCGAGUUUUCCCCUUGAUUCAAACUCGCAGAAUGUUCGUAGCGAGUCCGUAGGAGUUC